Messenger RNA from Chlamydomonas reinhardtii, 1832 nucleotides. RefSeq lists its product as uncharacterized. The transcript is spliced from 3 exons. Lineage: Eukaryota; Viridiplantae; Chlorophyta; Chlorophyceae; Chlamydomonadales; Chlamydomonadaceae. The record is from RefSeq and is a predicted model, not a curated record. Bases 387 to 1304 code for a protein of 305 amino acids. Gene Ontology annotation, biological process: endomembrane system organization.
CAGGCUUCGCAUAUGUAAGAGCUCUCACAAGCAGCAUCCGGAUAAGCAAAUGUGCUUGAGCUUCUGCGGGCUUGGAACUUUGACUUUGCAGCCCAACAUCUUUUCCCGAAAUUAGGCAGCUGUGACGACUAUUGAACUAUUGAAUACAAAACUUUUGACCAGGUGAAGGCCUGAUACUGCACAAGCAGCCAGGACUCAGAGUCAAGCAGCGCUGAAGAGCGCGCCCGCUUGAAAAGUCAGGAGCUACUGGGCGUCAACACCACUGAAUAUUUAAGGACAAACCCAGCAGUGUGGAGCGCUGUGUAUUGGCGCAGACCUGACAGCGGUUUACUGCUGCUGGCCAGAAGCUCACACACAGCCCCGGAUAUCAGCAGGAACGUGACACCAUGGACGCCAUCACCCGUGUCUCGUACUACUUCCCCACCCACACGCUCACCAUCUUCCAAAUCCUGGCGAACCUGGUCAUCAAUGACAGCGCAUUCUGCCAAGACCAGGAGCGCUCGCUGGUGAUUGCCAUGUUGGUGCUGUUCUCUAUCGCCUGCUUCUUCGCGUCGUUCACAGACACUUACACAGCAAUGAACGGACAGAAGUUUUGGGUUAUUAUAAUGCCCUUCUACGGCCCGCUGUGCUUCUCAUUGCCCACGGACGAGGACAAGGACCGCGUGUACGACUUCUUUUAUUUGAAGAUCCGUGACUAUGUGCAUGCGGUGCUGUCCACCACGGCCUUCGUGCUCAUCAUACUGUUCACCAAUCCCGUCUGUAUGUGCAUCUUCCCAUCGGGCCUUAAAGACGGAACGUCCAGGUUCGACGCCGCCAUUGUGCGCACGGUGCCCAUCGUGGUGGCGCUGCUAAUUGGCAUGAUCAUGAUUUGUUUGGGCCCUCCACGCCAGAUGUUGGGCUUUCAGAAUGUUCCGGAGACUGGUCCCACCAGCAACCAGCCCAUGAACUCCAACCCCAUGUACGCUGGCUCGCAAGCUGAUUACCCGCCCACCAUCCGCGAGGGAGAUGAGGACAGUGAGACAGGCGUGCCCUCCAACGGCAUGAGCAAGGAGGGGCCGCUCCCGGUGAGCAAGAGCAUGGCGGCCAGUCGCGACGGCGUGCCGCGCACCAGCUACAGCAUGGCGCAGGACCCGUACCGCCAGAGCAUGGCGCAACCUCAGCGCCAGAGCCAGCGGAGCAUGUCGCACGCCGUUCGCGGUGGCGACUACGGCGGCGGCGGCAACGUGGGGCCACAUGAGGGCGGCGGCGGCUAUAGCCAGGGCGGGGGCUUCGGGCGAUCGGAUACCGAGUACAGGGCGCAAUAAGGCGCUGUGCCGUUGGUACCAACAAGGUGGUGGGGCGGUUUAGUACGAACCCAACUAAAUCAGGACUCAGCCAGGGGGCAUGUGGUUUUUAUUACAAAGUAACACAAGCGCGCGUGAGGCGUGCACAUAGCGCGUCCUGUGAUAAAGGUUUACAUGGUGACCAGGUGUCUACAGUGCCAGCCCAUGCUUGAGCGUGCUUCCGAGGUGCCAAGGGUGUCUCGGGUAGGGAGAGGUCGAGGGGUGAACUACAGACGCGCACACGCGCAAGAGGAGGCGGUAAGGUGCUGGCGCACCGCCAAUGCUGUGACGCAUAGGCUGCAAGACAAGAACAUGAGAAGGGCAUGCACAGCAGGCUGGGCCUCAAUACCAUGAGAAGUAAAUAAAUACACGGCCAUGUGUGCGAGCGAGGUUACCAUAAGGUGGCAACGACGGCAUCUCUUGUGUAUACGCUGUACGUGUGAUCAGAUGAUUGCCGAGAUGAUGCGAGGAUAAUGUUCAUGUCCCCUAGUUAUGUAAAACCGGUGAAGA